This is a messenger RNA of Cantharellus anzutake, 939 nucleotides long. RefSeq lists its product as uncharacterized. The record is from RefSeq and is a predicted model, not a curated record. The transcript has a single exon. NCBI's taxonomy places the organism in Eukaryota, Fungi, Basidiomycota, Agaricomycetes, Cantharellales, Hydnaceae. The coding region runs from base 1 to 939 and encodes 312 amino acids.
AUGUCUUCACGACCGCCUCUGAGACAACCACUGAUGGAGCUGCCUUUGGAACGUUUUGUUGAGAGCAGUUCGUCAUCUGCAAGUUCUAGCUUGACGCCGAAACCAAUCCCCCACGGCCAAUCUCCUCUCAAGGUCUUUGCCUCACACUCGCGGACAUCAUCAUCCGAAUCGAGCUCGUGGUUAAGCCCAUCGAAACGCAAACUCGUUCUCCCAUCGACGUUCAAAUCACCUGAGGGCCUUGGUGGCCUUGGGCCAACAUGGACAACCCCUAUUUCUGACUCCUCGGGAGGAAGCACGCCGCGCGCUAGUCCUCUUCGGCGAUCAUUUGCAGCCAGUGAGGAUGGAGAGCCGCCGAGAGGAACGCGAUUUGCAUCCUUGGGCCGAGUUCUGUACCCCGACGAUGACGCACAGCCCAGCUGCAACGUAGCUUCCACCCCUGAUCCAACUUACUCCCCAGCUCCAAUUCCAAUCCCAACUACCCAUUUGCCUUCAUCCCCCCUUGCCCCCUCCCCCAAUAUCAGCUCCGUGAGUCCUCGCUUACUACCGCGCGCCAUCAGCAAAAUCGCCCAGGGGAAUAGUACACCCGAUGUUUUGGCAAUAAUCACGUAUUCCUCCAAUCCAAACAUCCCUAAUGCGCCAUUAAGCUCAAAACAGCGUCCAAGGGCACCAUCACCUUCAUCGCGCCAUUAUCCGGGUUUUGACAUUGCACCAGACUUGCCACAGCUGUUGACUACUUCCAAGCUGUCGAACUCAGAGUCCGACUGUGACGAGGAUGAGGAUAAGGAGAAUGCGCUAUCAUUGCCAUUGCGGAGACCGAAAGGGAGCAAGCGGAAGAUGGAGCCAAUUGCAGCAGGCAUUUCAGCAUUGGCUGGCGAGGUGGAAAUGGAUGGGACACCGCGUAAAUAUGGCCCUGGAGGUACGACAUUUACAUCCCCUUGA